CAAUCCGGCGAUAAGAAAAAAGUGAUCGAAUCCAGCUGCUCUUCUCUGCCAUUGUCCGCUCAUCGAGCUCACUUAGUGCUCUUUCUUCUCAUCCCGCAUUCUGCGGGAGACCUUCAAUUGCGAGCGGAGGAGCUGUCAGUCAGUCAGUCACUUGCGUUCCAAUGACAUUGACACAUGGGAGCGACGGUCGGAAAAAAUGCAGCUCAAUUGGAAUCUGGCCUUGGCCUUACUAGCGUUUCUUUGUCUGGAGCGUGGACACGACUCUAAUGGGGAGGUUCCAGGUCGUGAAAUGGGACUCCAUUUGGCUGCCCACUUAUCGCCUAGUACUCCUCCAAAGGACCAGGAGAUCGCUGCCAGGGCGGUAAUCAGCCGAGUAAUCGGCGAACGAUCCUCUCAAUUGUUUCAGGUUCAAGUCAAUAAGGGGAUGGCGCUACGCAGCUUUCAGAUUUCCAUGCUAAACGAUGGUCGAAUUCUUCUGGUGGGCUGGGAUGGAGUAUCCGUGUGCAAGGCCUUCCAUCACUACCUGAAAUACGUCCUGAACAAGGACGUGGAUUGGUUCAAGAUGCGCAUCGAGCUGCCCAGCAAUCUGAAGUUGCCCAAUGUGACCAUCGAGUCGACGUCAGCCAGUCCGAUGAUCUAUCACCAGAACGUCUGCACCUGGAGCUACAGCUUCGCGUGGUGGGGCCUGGAGCAGUGGCGCCGCCACCUGGAUUGGAUGGCCCUGAUGGGCAUCAGCCUCACCAUUGCCCCCGUCCAGGAAGCCAUCUGGGUGGAGGUGUACACGCAGAUGGGCCUUAAUCAGGAGGAGAUCGAUGAUCAUCUAGCUGGACCCGCUUUUCAGGCCUGGCAACGCAUGGGCAAUAUCCGCGGAUGGGCAGGACCUCUGACGCCCGAAUGGCGACGAUUGCAACUGCUCCUCCAGCAGGAGAUCCUCGGAGCCCAGCGGAAUCUCGGCAUGAGUGUGGCCCUGCCCGCUUUUGCUGGUCAUGUUCCACGGGCUCUCCAACGUUUGCAUCCCAAUUCCACUUUUAUAAAGGUGCAGCGAUGGAAUCAGUUUCCCGAUCGCUAUUGCUGCGGUCUCUUUGUGGAACCCACGGAGCCGCUUUUCCACCAGAUAGCCGAGAGCUUCCUCAGUCGCGUAGUUACCACCUAUGGCUCGAAUCACAUAUUCUUUUGUGAUCCCUUCAACGAACUGGAGCCACCGGUGGCCAAACCGGAUUACAUGCGAUCCACAGCGGCGGCGAUAUACGAAUCCAUGCGGGCGAUUGAUCCCCGGGCCAUUUGGCUGCUGCAGGGUUGGAUGUUCGUCAAGAAUCCCUUUUGGACGCCGGACAUGGCGAGGGCUUUCCUCACCGCCGUUCCAUGUGGCCGCAUCCUGGUGCUCGAUCUCCAGAGCGAACAGUUCCCGCAAUACGAGCUCACUGAAUCCUAUUUUGGACAGCCCUUCGUUUGGUGCAUGCUGCAUAACUUUGGUGGCACCCUUGGGAUGUUCGGAUCCGCCAAGCUGAUAAACUCAGGAAUAGAGGCAGCGCGUCGUUGGCCCAACAGCAGUUUGGUGGGCACCGGGAUCACUCCCGAGGGCAUUGGCCAGAACUAUGUGAUGUAUUCGCUGACUUUGGAGCGCGGCUGGAGUGAUGAACCCUUGGAUUUGGAUAGUUGGUUCGUGCAUUACCCUCUAACACGUUAUGGGGUGAAGGAUGAGCGACUGGAGCAGGCUUGGCUGCUGCUGAGGGACAGUGUCUACUCCUUCCGGGGACUGCAGAAGAUGCGGGGUCAGUAUGUGGUGACUCGGAGGCCUUCCUUCAACCAGGAACCUUUUACAUGGUAUAAUGCAAGCGAUGUUUUGGAUGCCUGGCAUCUGAUGCUCUCCUCGAGAUCCAUAAUUCCGCUGGAUGACGACCGAUACGAUAUGUAUGAGCACGAUUUGGUGGACAUAACCAGGCAGUUUCUGCAGAUCAGCGCCGAUCAGUUGUACAUCAAUCUGAGGUCUGCCUACCGAAAGCGACAGGUUCCGCGAUUUGAAUACCUCAGCUCUAAACUACUGGAGCUCCUUGAAGAUUUGGAGAUGAUCCUGGCCAGCGGCAGGAACUUCCUGCUGGGUCCAUGGCUAGAGCAGGCCAAGCAAGCUGCUCCAAAUGCCGAGGAGCGUAGCAACUUUGAAUUCAAUGCCAGGAACCAAAUCACCGCCUGGGGUCCCGAUGGUCAGAUCCUGGACUACGCCUGCAAACAGUGGUCGGGAUUGGUGAGCGAUUACUACCUGCCCCGAUGGACCCUCUUCCUGGAGGAGGUGAACGUGGCUCUGCACUCCCAGCGACCCUUCAAUGGCACCGCUUUCAAGCAGAAGGUCUCGCAGCGAAUCGAACUGCCUUUUAGCAACUGGACGGAGAGUUAUCCUCUGGAGCCGCUUGGCAAUACCUGGCUCAUUUCACAGCGAAUUUUCGAAACCUGGAAAGACUAUUCAAAGGACACGCAAUUUCUGCACAACAAUCGACUGUCGGUGCCGCGAAAAUUGGGCCCUAAAUAAUUUGUAUUAAUUUAAUCAAUUGUAUGACUGCCAAUUCAAAUAUUUCAUUUAAAUCUCUGUAAGC
Drosophila takahashii is the source of this 2588-nucleotide messenger RNA. It is a transcript of the gene Naglu, whose product is annotated as N-acetyl-alpha-glucosaminidase. The record is from RefSeq and is a predicted model, not a curated record. Lineage: Eukaryota; Metazoa; Arthropoda; Insecta; Diptera; Drosophilidae.